This is a messenger RNA of Nerophis lumbriciformis (worm pipefish), 2214 nucleotides long. RefSeq names its product adenosine kinase a (gene adka). Lineage: Eukaryota; Metazoa; Chordata; Actinopteri; Syngnathiformes; Syngnathidae. Gene Ontology annotation, cellular component: cytosol; nucleus. Gene Ontology annotation, biological process: purine ribonucleoside salvage; purine nucleobase metabolic process. The record is from RefSeq and is a predicted model, not a curated record. Gene Ontology annotation, molecular function: adenosine kinase activity.
GCAAAGCCGCACUUGUACAGUACGGUCGUCUUAAGAAAACGGGGUAAAUUUGGCAAAAGUCAACGGAACGUGCACUGCUUGACCAACAACUAUGGCCUCUGAGGAACCUAAAGCGAAGAAAGCCAAACUUUCGCAAGGAGAAAAGACGGACUCUUUGGCUAAAUCGUCUCCUGUAAAACUAAGCCCUAAUUCACUCUUUGGGAUGGGGAAUCCCUUGCUGGACAUCUGUGCUGUGGUAGACAAAGACUUCUUGGACAAAUACACACUGAAGCCCAAUGAUCAAAUCCUGGCAGAGGACAAGCACAAAGCCAUGUUUGAAGAGCUGGUGGACAAGUUCAAAGCAGAGUACCACGCUGGGGGAGCCACACAAAACUCCAUUAAGGUCGCUCAGUGGAUGAUCCAGGAGCCUCAUAAUGUGGGCACCUUCUUCGGCUGCAUUGGCAAAGACAAGUUUGGAGAUAUCCUGAAGAAGAAGGCGGAGGAGGCCCAUGUUGAUGCCCACUACUACGUGCAAGACGUAGAGCCUACGGGAACGUGUGCAGCGUGCAUCACUGGAGCGAAUCGGUCACUGGUGGCUAACCUGGCUGCUGCUAACUGUUAUAAAAAGGAGAAACAUUUGGAUCUGGAGGAGAAUUGGAAGUUGGUGGAAAGCGCUAAAGUUUACUAUAUCGCUGGUUUCUUCCUCACCGUGUCUUUGGAGUCCAUGCUGAAAGUGGCCAAGCACGCGUCGGAAAAGAACAAACUGUUCUGCCUCAACCUGUCUGCACCUUUCAUCUGCCAGUUCUUCAAGGACCACCUCAUGCAGCUCCUGCCAUACGUGGACGUGCUCUUCGGCAACGAGACGGAGGCAACUGCAUUCGCCAAAGAGCAAGAUUUUGAGACCAAAGACAUCAAGGAGAUUGCCAAGAAAGCGCAGGCUCUUCCCAAAGUCAACACAAAGAGACAAAGGAUUGUUGUCUUGACUCAGGGGAAGGAGGAAACUGUGAUGGCUCUCGGUGGGAAAAUUGAGACUUUCCCAGUGUUGGCAAUCGAUCCCAAAGACAUCGUCGACACAAACGGUGCCGGUGACGCUUUCGUCGGAGGUUUUUUGUCCGAGCUGGUCCGAGACAAACCGUUGGACCGAUGCGUGAGAGCGGCUCACUACGCUGCCAACGUCAUCAUCAGACGAUCAGGUUGCACGUUCCCAGAAAAGCCCGACUUCGUCUAAAGAUGUCCUUUUUGUAACAGUACUAUUUUACACAUGUUUUUAGCCCUGCAAUCAGUGUCUUUCUUUUAAUAACACGCUAACGUCCGUGUUAUCAUGAAUCGCCGUGCCUCCAAAUGAGGGAGGAGUUUUUUUUUCCACUCUAGUGAGUUUAAAUGCAAACGAGAACAUAAUGUAAACAAUCAUUAUAUGAUUGCACAUGGUUAUUACUAUUUUUUUUUUACCAGCUGUUGUGCGUCCACGCACACAAAAUACACCCAAGUACUUAAGCAUCUGUGGACACUUGAAAAGUGUUCAGAUGACAUUUUGCAACGGUUUCGUUAUGUCUAAAGUCACAACAUGAAAUAUAGUCCAGGACCACUUAUUGUCAUGAGGACUAUUUAGUAAAUGGUAUAGAUACAGUACACUGUAUAUAACUGUCCAUUUUCUGCACUCUUAAUUGUUGUUUUAAUAUGUUCUGUCUAAUUGGUUUAUUUAUGUGUAAUUAAUAAGGCUAGUUAAUUUUUUUUAAAGUGUCGAAGCCUCCUCCCAUCGAGUCCUGUGUAAAUUUAACUGAUUUCAGUAUCCGUCAUGAGUGCCUUUCAUUCUUUGCUCUUGUUACAAAGUUCACUCACUUGAAACUGCUUUUGUCAUCAGGAUGUAAAAAGAAUAGCACACAAACACUGGUACUGUUGGAGAGUCAGGACCUUUUACUCACUGUGUCAAAGCAUUAUAAUGAUGGCGAAAAAAACCGCAACACUCAGUUACAAGUUCAUGAAUGUUUGUUUAUCACGUGGUGAUGUGACGCAGGGUUCCCUUUUGGCCUUUUCUGUGUUCGAUUUGGUUGAAGUUAAUCAAUACUUGAAUAGAGUUGUCUUUUCUGAUGCUUAAUUUGGAUUUGCAAUCCCUCCAAUGGUAUUGCUCAUGGUCACCAACAACAAAAGGCCUGAAGUGACUGUUAAUGUCUGGAUAAUGUCAGACUGUGAUGCCUCUCAUGCAUGGACGAAUAAAAGUACAAGUUCAUAAUUGAA